Molecule: messenger RNA, 2743 nt
Organism: Myotis lucifugus (little brown bat)
Lineage: Eukaryota; Metazoa; Chordata; Mammalia; Chiroptera; Vespertilionidae
Gene: SLC39A8
Product: solute carrier family 39 member 8
Biological process (GO): intracellular zinc ion homeostasis; zinc ion import across plasma membrane
Cellular component (GO): membrane
Molecular function (GO): zinc ion transmembrane transporter activity
Source: RefSeq, a predicted model, not a curated record
AUGGCCCCCGGCGGGGCGGUGGCCGUCCUGCUCCUGGCGGCAGCGGUUCUUCGAGGGGCGGCUGCGGGGCCCGGGUCGCCCUUCAGCGAGGAUGUGCUGAGCGUGUUCGGCGCGAACGGGAGCCUGUCGGCGGCGCAGCUCGGGCGCCUGCUGCAGCGGCUGGGAGCCGGCCCGGCGGAGGGCGCCCCGCAGCCCGCGCCGCUGCACUUCAACCAGUGUUUGUCAGCUGAAGAGAUCUUUUCCCUUCAUGGCUUUUCAAAUGCUACGCAGAUCACCAGCUCAAACUUCUCUGUCAUCUGUCCAGCAGUCUUACAGCAACUGAACUUUCAUCCCUGUGAUGAGCGGCCCAAACAUGAUUCAAAACCAAGUCUUUCUGAAGUAUGGGGAUAUGGAUUCCUGUCAGUGACAAUCAUUAAUCUGGCAUCUCUCCUCGGAUUGGUUUUGACUCCGUUGAUAAAGAAAUCUUAUUUCCCCAAGAUUUUGACCUAUUUUGUGGGGCUGGCUAUUGGGACUCUAUUUUCAAAUGCAAUUUUCCAACUUAUUCCAGAGGCAUUUGGAUUCAAUCCUAAAACUGACAACUAUGUUGAAAAGGCUGUUGCUGUAUUUGGUGGCUUUUAUUUACUUUUCUUUUUUGAAAGGAUGCUUAAGAUGUUAUUAAAGACAUAUGGUCAGAAUGAUCAUGCCCACUUUAGAAAUGAUGACUUUGGCCCUUCUCCAGAAAAAACUCCUCAACCUAAAACAUUACCUGCCAUCAAUGGCGUGACAUGCUAUGCCAACCCAGCUGUCACAGAGCCUAAUGGACACAUCCAUUUUGAUAAUGUCAGUGUGGUAUCUCUACAGGAUGAGAAAAAGGAGCCAAGCUCAUGCACCUGCUUGAAGGGGCCCAAACUGUCGGAGAUAGGGACCAUCGCCUGGAUGAUAACGCUCAGUGACGCCCUCCACAAUUUCAUCGACGGCCUGGCGAUUGGGGCUUCCUGCACCUUGUCUCUUCUCCAGGGGCUCAGCACCUCUAUAGCAAUCCUGUGCGAGGAGUUUCCUCACGAGCUAGGGGACUUUGUGAUCCUACUCAAUGCAGGAAUGAGCACCCGACAAGCCUUGUUAUUCAAUUUCCUUUCGGCGUGUUCCUGUUAUGUUGGGUUAGCUUUUGGCAUUUUGGUGGGCAACAACUUUGCUCCAAAUAUUAUAUUCGCACUUGCUGGAGGCAUGUUCCUGUAUAUUUCUCUGGCAGACAUGUUUCCAGAGAUGAACGACAUGCUGAGAGAAAAGGUAACUGGCAGAAAGACCGACUUCACCUUCUUCAUGAUUCAGAACGCUGGAAUGUUAACGGGGUUCACAGCCAUCCUGCUCAUUACUCUGUAUGCAGGAGAAAUUGAAUUGGGGUAGCAGGAGAUGAAAGAUGGUGUUGUAAUGAAGGCAUUUAAUAAAUAAAAACAUCUCCAGAGGGAUUUUAAGCUGAUCCUCUUUAGUUAAAAGAUAAUUUUUUUUUCAACUGUAGGUCAAGAAAACUAGCUAUUGCUUUCAGAUCUGGGAAAUAGGCUAUUAUUUGUUAUUAAAAAUGUUUCAAAAGAUUAUAGUUCGAGUCUGAAAAGCCUUGAAUGCAAGAUCUUUGGGAAAUACUUUUUCAUGUAUCAUACAUAUUAGAAAAUCAUCACAAAGCAAGAAACAUGCAGUGUAUAGUCACUUAGACACCAAAAACCCAGAGGAGAAUGCAAGCUAGGUGCUAGGAGCUUUUAAACCUCUGGGUAGGAGCAAGAAUUCAAGAGGUUUCAGAGUGGUGUUCUUUUAAAUUGAUUUGUUCUAGUACUUUCACGAGCAAGUACAUAAAAAUGUGGAAGGCUAUCAAAACGUAUACAACACAGAUACAAAUGAUUCCCAGGCCUUCCUGAACCCAGGAAUGAAGUAUUGCUCACAGCUUUUGUUGUGUCAUACUUUAGUGAGGCAUUCAUAGGAUUGUUUUGAAAACCAUACAAUAUACAUUAUGAAAUCAAUAAAGCUUUGCUAGCCUUAGUAAAUUUAGACCGUAUCUGAUACUUAUCUCUAAGUGUAAACUCUACCAGAUUUCACAAAAAGUAGGAAUUGCUUUGUAUGACUUAGGUUGUGGUUGCACCAAACAAAAAGAGUCUGCAAAGCUGGUAACUGAUGGCUCAGUUUUCGUGUAUAAUGUCCUUGCUUUAUGUUGGUUUUCAGAAAAAAAAAUUGAAUGUAAUUUUAAGUAAUUUUCUUUUAAAGAUGAACACAAUUAUUUAGCAAAGGAUAUUUUAAAUAAAUGCAAAACAACAGCUGGACUGCUGUACAUUGAGGACUGAUUAUCUGGAAAACAUACGUUCCUUAUGGGAUUGAGAUCAUUCAGAAAAGACUUUUUUUUUGUGUUCAUUCUACAUUUUUCCUGUAUGGUAUAUGUUGGAAAAAAAUUCUGCACAUCAUGGUUAUUUUUCUACCUUUUAUAAAAGAUAGAGCCUGUUUUCUCAUUUAGUAGGCAUAGAAAGUUGGUCUGAAAUUGACAUCCUGACCCCAAUUCACACUCCCAAGUCACUUAAGGAAAGAUGAUCUAACGGUGAAGAAAAUGAUUUAUAAAAGCCAAUAAUGACCUCAGGAAUUGCAUUUUCCCACAGAAUAUAAAAUGGUGUCUCAUAGCAAUAAUGCAGGUCUGAUGGGUGUUUAACAUGUAUGUGAAUAUACAUUUCACUUUAUGACUGACAAUUAAAAAUAUUGUUUGACCAAAUAGUAAACACCUUUGAAACCA